GAAGCUCAUCGAUUCGAAACUUCCUAAAAAAAGAAAGUUUGAAAUUCUAGGCGGGAGAUUUGCAAAUCCACAAAUAUCGAUCAUGAUGGAAGACCAUGGUGGAGCUUAUGAGUUGAGUCUUGAGGAACUGAUGGAUGAAUAUGCAUCUCGACCUCCACAAGUAGCUGAAUGGUUAUGGUGUAUAGAAUACGUAGCCAAAUUCGUUAAGGAUAUACGUUGCAUACUCGAUUUGAUGAACAUGGGAUAUCAAUACUCAGAUGGUUAUGGGAAGAGGAUUAAUGAAGUUCUGUCUCUUAGAGUCUUGGAGUUUAUGUUUGAUCCAAGCAAGAAGGAUUCUAGUGGUGUUGGUGUGGCUUCUGUUUCAGAGGAAAGAGUUGAGUUUGAUUUGUCUUUGAGUAAUGCUGAUGUUCUUAGAGCGAUUCUGAAAGAGAUUCCAGUAUCGGAUUUGCGAGCUGGCAUGCCGGAGUUAUCGAAGUUCAAUGUUCUUCCGUUUAUUGCUCACAAGAACAUGUGUUUGCCACAGUGUGCACUGGAGAAGCUGAGAGAUUUGAGUUUAAUGGAGAAUGAGACGAAUGCAGCUCCUGAGAUGGAAGCAAAUGAUCCUAUUUCUAGAGGUGAUAGACCAGUGCACAUGGAUACAGGCGAGGAGGAGCCGAUAGAUGAGCAACAAGUGCAUAUUGGUUUGGAGCAAAACAUAAAGGAGAAGGAUAAAGUAACUCUCAUCGACGAUGAAGAUGAGCCAAUGCACACCAAUGAAAAAGAUGAAGUAAUUGUGAUCGAUGAAGAUACAGAGAUUGAUCAAGACACAGACACUGAACCCAUGAGCAAGGAUUAUACAAUUGGUGAGAAUGCACGUGUAAAAUGUACAAAAGAUGGAACCUGGUUAAUCAGUGGGAGCGAUGAUGUAUGUUGGAAAUGUGGAAAAGAAGGAACGUUGUUGGUAUGUAUCAGAAGCGAGUGUGUAUCAAAAGUUCACAAAGAAUGUUUGAACUGUGCGGUUAACUUUGAUGAAGACGGGAACUUUCACUGUCCUGUGUGCUGGUAUGAUGGAGUCGUUGCAGAUUACUUAGAAUCUCAGAAGUUGAUGAGCUCUGCCAAGAGAAGACUGAUGAAGUUUAUGCCUCUACUUUCAACAAGAAGCAAGAGACUCAGACCAAUCAAAGCGAUCUGAGACGCUGUUGUGGCCUUGUUCGUGGUGGGUUUUCGUUAAAAAGUCGAGUUCUGCUCAUAUCUGCGCUGGUGCAAAGAAUUGGAGACAUUCGGGGGUAAUAUAUUAGAAGUGAAAGUUAAGGGGUAAUAUAUUAGGUGUGAAGGGUUAUUAUUUAAAACUAGCGGGGGAAAAGGAGUUUAUGGUUUCUUUCCUUUUUGUUUCAGUAAAAGAUAAACACAUUAGUCGUCGGUAAUUAAAGCUAAUACGAAGUCACAUUAUGAAUAUUUUUGACACAGAAAACGAAUUUAUCGGAAACUUAAGCUUAAUAGCUUAACUAGCAUACGAUGUCGUGUCAGAUCGGUUUCUUAAAGGUCUUUCUUUUUUGUUUGUGCAAAACUUAAACGAAGGUUUAUGCUAAUGUUUCACACUGCAGAAUGAUUGUCU
This is a messenger RNA of Eruca vesicaria subsp. sativa (arugula), 1594 nucleotides long. Lineage: Eukaryota; Viridiplantae; Streptophyta; Magnoliopsida; Brassicales; Brassicaceae. The record is from the annotation of a GenBank genome assembly.